UUGGAGGAGAGGUCGCCGGUUCGAAGCAAAGGUAAAGGCAAGGGAAACAAGCAAAGAAACAAAGGAUCCGGUGGAGAGUUCACAAUUCCAAAACGCAGAUUCUCACAUCCCAACCUACUACAACCAACAACAAAACCUUUCAUCAUGCCUCGUGUUACCUUUUCCGAAAACGAAGUUGCCUCUGUGCAAACAUACCAGCGCCUCGACUGGGAACAUGCACAAGAACUCUUUUACCAACCAGAAGACUACAUUCAAUUCCGAGCCGAGUACCGAGCCUUCAAAGCCCAAAAAGCCCGCAAGGAACGACUUGCCCGAAUGACAUACAUGACAGCACAAGCUCGCAAUGAACUGCAAAAUAGAAAUCAACUCAAGAUGACCGUCUUGCCACCAUCAUCAUUGAAUCAGCAACCAAUGCGUCGUCAGCCCAGGCAACCAAGAGGGUUCGCCUUGAUGGCCUAAAAACAGACAGAAAAGCCGCUCAAGGACACUGCUAUGAGUCUGCUAUGUAUCAUUAACAAACAGUACCAUACAAACUCUCUUUCUCGGGUUGACAACAUUGUCAAUUCGCUAAAGAAAGACAUAAUCAAAACUUUUAUAAACAACGGGACUUUCUAUCACUACU
Molecule: messenger RNA, 622 nt
Organism: Seminavis robusta
Lineage: Eukaryota; Bacillariophyta; Bacillariophyceae; Naviculales; Naviculaceae
Source: the annotation of a GenBank genome assembly